Gopherus evgoodei (Goodes thornscrub tortoise) is the source of this 3817-nucleotide messenger RNA. It is a transcript of the gene KLHL23, whose product is annotated as kelch like family member 23. The coding region runs from base 178 to 1854 and encodes 558 amino acids. Gene Ontology annotation, molecular function: protein binding. The transcript is spliced from 4 exons. The record is from RefSeq and is a predicted model, not a curated record. NCBI's taxonomy places the organism in Eukaryota, Metazoa, Chordata, Testudines, Testudinidae.
GGGUGGCGGGAGAGGCGACAGUUGAGACACCGACACGGGUCGGGAGCUGCCCCUGUCAGUCGCCUGCCGUGGGCAGGCCGCGGCGGCAGCUUCUCUCCCGAAUAUGGUCAAGGGGCCGCUGCCGCCGCCUGCGUCCGGCCCCAGCCCAGCCUCGGUCGCCGCUUCAGACAGAGCACGAUGGCUCUGAUCGGAGAAGAGGACUACACCUAUAUUUACAACGAUCUUUCUCACCCUGUGGAUUUCCUGCAGGCUUUCAGAACAUUUUACCAAGAUGGCUUAUUUACUGACAUUACUCUUCAGUGUGCUUCUGAUGUGAUCUUCCUUUGCCACAAAGCUGUUUUAGCUGCUUGUAGCAAUUAUUUUAAGGCAAUGUUCACAGCUGACAUGAAAGAAAAAUCUAAAAAUCAGAUCAAACUUCCUGAGGUCAGCCACACUAUAUUGGAGUCUCUUGUGAAUUAUGCAUACACAUCACAAAUCCAAAUAACAGAGAAAAAUGUUCAAAGUCUCCUCCAAGCUGCAGAUCUGCUCCAGUUUGUGUCAGUAAAGAAAGCCUGUGAGCAGUUUCUGGUAAGGCAUGUAGAUACUGUCAACUGCAUAGGGAUGCACUCCUUUGCAGAGUAUCACCUUUGUUCAGAGCUAGAGAAAGAAUCUAGGAGGAUAUUGUUAUCAAGAUUUGAAGAAGUGUGGAGGCAGGAAGAAUUUCUGGAUAUCAGCUAUGAGAAACUCCUGUUUAUUCUCUCCAGAGAGAAUCUCAAUGUUUGGAAAGAAGAGGCAGCCAUAGAACCUGUAGUUAAAUGGAUAGCAUAUGAUGUGGAGAAAAGAAUUGAAUGCAUUUUUGAUCUACUGAACGGCCUCAAAAUAGAUUUAAAUGAAAUAUAUUUAAGAUCAGCCUUAAGCUUAAGAAAAAAACACCAGCUUAAUGAAAACAAGAUAAGGUCUCUGAUAUACAGUGCAUUAAACACCAACCCAAAAUACAUUUCCAAAAGGCCCACAGCAGCUAUGUAUGUGAUUGGAGGAUAUUACUGGCAUCCUUUACCAGAAGUCCAUGUGUGGGAUCCUUUAACUAAUGCUUGGAUACAGGGAACAGACAUGCCUGAUUAUACAAGGGAGAGCUAUGGGGUCACUAGUUUGGGACCCAACAUUUAUGUUACUGGGGGCUAUAGAACUGAUAACAUAGAAGCACUUGAUAUUGUCUGGAUAUAUAACAGUGAAACUGACCAAUGGACAGAAGGCUGCCCCAUGCUUAAUGCAAGGUACUAUCACUGUGCAAUUACCUUGGGUGGCUGUGUCUAUGCUUUGGGAGGCUACAGAAAAGGGGCUCCAGCACAAGAAGCAGAAUUCUAUGAUCCUUUAAUAAAGAAAUGGAUUCCCAUUGCAAACAUGAUCAAAGGUGUUGGAAAUGCCACAGCCUGUGUCCUGUGUGAUGUCAUCUAUGUAAUUGGAGGCCACUAUGGUUACAGGGGAAGCUGCACCUAUGACAAAAUUCAGAGCUACCAUUCAGGUAGCAAUGAAUGGAGAAUAGUCACUACAAGUCCACAUCCAGAAUAUGGAUUGUGUUCCCUUGCCUUACAAAACAAGCUCUAUCUUGUGGGUGGACAAACCGCAGUCGCUGACUGCUAUGACCCAGAACAAAAUGAAUGGAGGCAGAUGGCACAUACGAUGGAAAGAAGGAUGGAAUGUGGUGCAGUUGUCAUGAAUGGAUGCAUCUAUGUAACAGGAGGAUAUUCUUAUUCAAAAGGAACAUAUCUGCAGAGUAUUGAGAAAUAUGAUCCUGAGCUUAAUAAAUGGGAAGUAGUCGGCAAUCUUCCCAGUGCUAUGCGUUCACAUGGUUGUGUCUGUGUGUACAAUGUCUAACACAAUCUGAAUAUCAUAUGUCUGUUGCAAGAGAUAAGCAAGUACAGUAUCUGUACCAGUUCAGAUUACCACUUCAGCAAUGUAUUUAAUACAACCCAUUACUCACAUUUAAUAUAAAUCUGUAUACAAACCAGUAUUUAUUAAAAUUAACUUCAUAUAAUAUAAAUGCUUUGACAAUACUUUUGUAUAAUUUCAUUUUCAAAAUAAAUUCACCAGUUAUUGUUUGUCAUAAAGGUUUACAAAUGAUCUUUACAAAAUAUACUUCCUGUGGACAUAUAAGGAGUAAUGUAAAAAGACUAAUUUGUAUUAAUUAACCACUGGAGGGAACCAUGCUCAAGGUUUUUGUCAGAUUGCUAAGAGGACUAAAAAACAAAAGAUUUUGCAUUUCUCUGGACUACUUGGUUUUCAAGUGAAAUGUUUAAUAAUUUUAAUGUGGCUAUUAACACUUAUUGUUUAGUGACUGUCAGAAGGUGAUUGGCUUGUUAGGAUAUUUUGCUAGUCCGCUUUCAAAUCCCCACACAAAACACAGAUAGAAGGCAUUUGCCCUAGUGCUCUAGAAGUAAAAUAAUGCUCUGUGAUACAAAAGAUUCAAGUGUGAGACGUGGUCAUUCCUUUAUUCCUAUAUUUAAAAGGCACUUAGGGAGCAAUGGGAGAGGGCCUCACAUUGCUCCACAAUGACCUCUCAAGCUGAUUCAGGAAUAUUGUUGAUUGACCCCAGAUAAUACUAUAUCCUUGAUUGCAGGAUUGGUUAAGAUACAUGUGUUUUAGAGUGGAAAAGACCCUCAGGGAAGCUAAUGGACCCUCUGAGGUACAAACACCUCUGGUACAGACUAGAAAAACAGAAUUAUAUUUUAUAUAAUUGUUUUCACACCAGGAUCUCCAAAAGCACUAAACAUGAUUUAGUGAGUGAGGCAAACACAGCAGCCACAGGAACUCAGCAAAAAGUUUAGAGAUAGAAUACUGACCAGGACACUGGAUUUAUCCAUUACUCCUUUCAGAAGUGUGAUCUGGGAUCUUUACUUCUGCCUGGAGAGCUGUCUGAGAUCAGCAGAAAAAAGAUCAUUUUAACUAUCCAAUAUUGCAUUGUGAUCUCUACAAUGCAGCAAGGUAGUUUCAACACAGCAUAAGGUACAGGUACAAUCCAGAUGAAAGAUUUGAACCCAUGACCUUCUGACUCAGACAUCAUCAGUCUUACAAAUGUUUUGAGGUAUAAAAUGUGCCCUGUCACAUCUCAGGAAGCAUAUACAAGAUACACCUUUUGUUAAAUUGCAUUUGGUUGACUGUUGAUCAUUUCUUCAGAGAUUUUUAUGGUGUGCUGUUACUUUUAACAUGGGGAGUUUAAUUUUGCUUCUUUUCCCCUGUCAUGCACCCAGAUGUCAUGAUAAUAAUGUAUACAAUAAUUUAAAUAAUAUACACAAUAAUUUAAAUAAAUACACACCUACCUCACAGGGUAAUUAUUAUACCCUCUUUUGUUUUCUUUUUAAGUUUCACCACUGUAGUAUCUGGACACCUUACAAAGAAGAUACUAUAUCCUUUAGAAAAAAUAAAUCUCUUGCCCACUCCUUUAAAGCCAGAGCUGUCAGGGAUCUACCACUGGUUGUUGGAGGAAACACCUGCCUAAACAGGUUUUGAUGAUGUGAGAUAGAUGGAGGGUAAUAGGUAGAAAAAUAUUCUCCUUAUUUACAAAAAAUUGUAAGUAUAUUCUAGGAGAUUUCAGAUCAUAUAUGCCUCAAAUUUGUAAUUUCCCUCUAAUCUAAAAAUUUUGAAUUAUUCUUUUUUUUUUGCUACUCUUUUAUAUCAUCCUACUCUGUUUAUUGCAUUAAGCACUAGUAAACAUAUUGCACUAAACUCCAAGGUUCAGUUAAAACAGUAGAUUUAUUGACUUUUGUCUUGGUGUUUGCAAACUUCCCAUUCUGAGGCUCAUGUGCAUGUAGGUAAUUGUGAGCUGUGCUUAUUUAAAGCC